Arabidopsis arenosa is the source of this 1237-nucleotide messenger RNA. The record is from the annotation of a GenBank genome assembly. NCBI's taxonomy places the organism in Eukaryota, Viridiplantae, Streptophyta, Magnoliopsida, Brassicales, Brassicaceae.
UACUUGACCAAUCAAAAACAUGUCUCUACUCUCUCCUCUUCAUCUGCUCCACUCAUUCUCCUCCACCGUCGCCACAAAAUCCACCGCCUCUAGAAUCACUGCCACGCCGUCGAAACUCCGCUUCUCCGUCGUCAAUGCGACACAGGAGAAUGGAAACAGCGGUGGUAGUAAAAACGAUCGUGAUGAGGAUCCUUCUUUUAACCCAUUUGGUUUCGUUACUGACAAUCCGUCUAGCCGGAGUGCAAUUCAGUUACCGGAGUCUCCGGCUGAAGACGGUAACGUCGGUCAAAUGCUCUACAGGACUGAAGAUAAAGGAAAAGAGUAUGGUUCAACUAUCAAAUCGGGGAAGCUUAGGUGGUUUGUGAGAGAGACUGGAUCAAAAGAGAGUCGGCGAGGAACCAUUGUUUUUGUUCAUGGAGCUCCUACUCAGUCUUUUAGUUACCGGACUGUCAUGUCUGAGAUGUCAGAUGCUGGAUUUCAUUGCUUUGCACCUGACUGGAUAGGAUUCGGAUUCAGUGAUAAGCCGCAGCCGGGAUACGGUUUUAAUUACACAGAAAAAGAGUACCAUGAGGCGUUUGAUAAACUGCUGGAAGUGCUAGAGGUCAAAUCUCCUUUCUUUCUUGUUGUUCAGGGAUUUCUUGUAGGUUCAUAUGGUUUAACUUGGGCUUUGAAAAAUCCAAGCAAGGUUGAGAAAAUCGCGAUCCUUAAUAGUCCACUGACCGUUUCAUCCCCAGUUCCCGGAUUAUUUAAGCAACUGAGGAUUCCCCUGUUUGGUGAAUUCACCUGCCAAAAUGCUAUCUUGGCCGAGCGGUUCAUUGAAGGAGGUAGCCCCUACGUCCUGAAGAAUGAGAAAGCUGAUGUCUAUCGUCUACCUUAUUUGUCAAGCGGAGGACCUGGGUUUGCCUUGCUCGAGACUGCGAAAAAGAUCAACUUUGGAGACACCUUGAGUCAAAUUGCAAAUGGGUUUUCAUCGGGCAACUGGGAUAAACCUACGCUUCUGGCUUGGGGAAUAGCUGAUAAAUAUCUGCCUCAGUCUAUAGCAGAGGAAUUUGAGAAACAGAAUCCCCAAAAUGUCAAGCUUCGACUCAUCGAAGGUGCUGGGCAUUUGCCUCAAGAAGACUGGCCGGAGAAAGUAGUUGCUGCCCUCCGAGCAUUUUUCUGACUUCCAAAUUCACCAAACAAGGACAAAGGUAAUCACAAAGCCUUGCAACAGCCAAAAUAACUAGCAAUAGUAGAG